CUUUUUUGCUAGUUGUCGGUCCAAACAAUCGUUAUAGUGAACCUAAAAUGAUAUUUCAAUGAUCACACUUCUCUAUUAGUAAAAGUUUCAACAGUGUUGAAGGAUUUGAAUACAAUAGCACCAGAUUUUAUGGCUAAACCAGAGUCCGUACCAUACAUCAUCAGAGAGAGCACAAGGUUUUAUCCUUACUUUAAGGAUCGCGUUGGAGCGAUAGACGACACCCAUAUUCCAGCAAUGGUAGUUGGGCGUGAAGUGAGUAGUUAUCGAAAUCGUCAUGAGACUAUAUCUCAUAAUGUCUUAGCUGUAUGCAAUUUUGAUCUACAAUUCAUUUACGUGCUUAGUGGAUGGGAGGGUUCUGCCCAUGAUUCAAAAGUUUUAAAUGAUGCGCUUUCUCGACCAAAUGGGCUCAAAGUGCCAUCAGAUGAAUUUCCUCCCGUUUCGGAUGAAGACACAACAAAUGAAAUAGAUGAGAGUUAUGAAUGGGAUGAUACUCAAACACAAGAUCAACAACCCAGUGUGAGACAUCAUCACAUUUCAUUCGGCCGCAGCAGCUCCGAAUCCAUCACAGCCGCCGGCUUCGUUCAGGUGAGAAGAGUUGAGAUGAGCAGGGGGAGCACCGGCGUCGUCAAGGGAGGGAAGAAGAAGGGGGUGACGUUCGUCAUCGACUGCUCCAAGCCGGUGGAAGACAAAAUCAUGGACAUUGCUUCGCUGGAGAAAUUUCUCCAGGAGCGCAUCAAAGUCGGCGGCAAGGCUGGAGCCCUCGGCGACUCCGUUACCGUCACACGUGAGAAGACCAAGAUCACCGUCACUUCCGACUCCAAUUUCUCCAAGAGGUAUUUGAAGUACUUGACCAAGAAGUACCUAAAGAAGAACAGUGUUCGUGACUGGCUCCGUGUGAUUUCUUCGAACAAGGAUAAAAAUGUCUAUGAGUUGAGGUACUUCAACAUUGCUGAAAAUGAAACGGAAGAUGAAGAUUAACUGUGUCAAUCAAUACUUUUUGCCAGAUGGUUUUAGUCCUUGUUGUUUUGAACGCUCUAAGAUAUUCUAUUUGUAUUACUUGUGUUUGAACAUCUCCUAUUCUAUGAUUAAGAUAUUUCACGUUUUACUUUUUGGCGUUAGCUUUUCCAUUUCACUUUGUGAACUAAUAAUUUAAGUACAGAGAU
This is a messenger RNA of Cuscuta campestris, 1163 nucleotides long. The record is from the annotation of a GenBank genome assembly. Lineage: Eukaryota; Viridiplantae; Streptophyta; Magnoliopsida; Solanales; Convolvulaceae.